Molecule: messenger RNA, 2187 nt
Organism: Lasiosphaeria miniovina
Lineage: Eukaryota; Fungi; Ascomycota; Sordariomycetes; Sordariales; Lasiosphaeriaceae
Product: nuclease-like protein
Exons: 4
Coding region: 1-2187 (728 amino acids)
Cellular component (GO): nucleus
Molecular function (GO): mRNA 3'-UTR binding
Source: RefSeq, a predicted model, not a curated record
AUGCGCCUUCAGCUUACAGACUCUCUUCAAAGCACGCACUCUAUCGCCGAAAUCGAGGACUGUGCCAUCGCUGUGGACGCGUCAUACUACCUCCAGCUUCAACUCGAUGCUCAGCCGUACAACGAGCCGCUCCUCCCCGCCCUCGGUGGCAUGACGGGUAUACAGAAGCGGAUUGAGACUGAGCUGGAUCGAUGGGUAGCCCAUCGUGUGGUCCCGUUCUUUAUCUUCAACGGAGUGCCUCUCACGGGCCAAGACGAUGUAAACGUGCAGCGCGGCCGACAGGCCAACGGGAAGACGGAUUUGGCCUGGGAUCUGUACUUUAACGGCAGGGCGGAUGACGCCGUGGCUGCUUUUGGCCAGCACACCGGUGCUUAUCGUCCUUCGGCGCUGUAUCCUCUUCUCCAGGCAAUUCUGAAGAACCGGAAACUGCAUUUCCUCGUUCCUCCUUUCAACGCUGCCGCGCAAAUGGCAUAUUUUGAAAUGAUCGACUCGGACCAGUGCGGAGGCAUCAUGGGGCCUUUGGAGCUUAUGCUUUACCCAAUCAGAGAUAGCAUCAUCCGGUCUAUCAACUGGGAUGCCGGUACAGUCACCGCGGUUUCCAAAAAGCACAUCACGAAGACGCUGAACGUCAGCGAGUCUCUUUUUAUCGACGCCUUCUUGAUGACGGGGACUUCGUUCCUGGCCCCGUUCCCGCCUCUCCUGGACUCUUCAGUCGUCAAGGCCCAGCCCUUCUCCAUCUCUGACGCGGUUAAUAUGCUGCGCACGUCGGAGAAGUCGGUAACAAUCAUCUGUACGACCUUUCAUGACAUAAUCAAGACUCACGAUGCUGGCUGGCUAGAUAAGUACCGCAGGGCGCGAAUGGCUGUUAGCCAUUUCAUCUACGUUUCCGAGAGUGGCGAAGUGAAAGUCCACGACUACGAACGUCUCACGGGGGACAACCACGAGUAUCUUGGCCUUCAGCUUCCCUCAGAGCUUUUCCACUACCUGAACACAGGUCUCAUUGGGCCGCGUAUUUUGAGCUGGAUUAUUCAUGGGCAGCUGCAAGUGCUGUCGACUGUGGACGGAUACGCUUCGGACGAGUACAAAAAGCUUGUGUCGACGCAGCUGGUGCCAAUUAAGGAAGCAGCACUGGGCCUUCUUAUUCCACGACUUAACCGCGGUAUCGGCCACAAGGACAUCACUAUGAGAGUCUGGUAUGACCGAAACUUCACCUACACUGCAUGGAAUAAUCACGACCAGGCCAACUUCGGAGGUCAGGUAGCCACCUGGAGCGUGGACGAGUCUACGAUCAAAGCGUUCUACCCUGGCUUUGUGCACGGCUCGGUCGGAUCAGAGGUCCUCUCCCUGAAGAAGCCGGAAUUCGUAGCGCAGACAUUCCUGGGUCCGAAGGAGAAGUUGAAGGGGCUCCAGCUGGCAGGGAUGAUAAAGUCACUCUGCCUCUGGAGAUUCCUUCAUGUUCGCGGCUAUGUUAAUGACCGACACGAGCUCACUCGCUGGGGCACAGCUCUAGCAGCGUCCAUGUCGGCCUUGGAGCCAACAGUCAAGCAACACCCUGACGUCCCAAACCUCUUUGAGUCCAUUCUUGUUGGGUUCGAGCUGCUCCGCUUUGAACUCCUCAAUGCCCGAAACAAGCAUCCGGACCUUCGUGGUCUUCCCUUAAACGGAACCGAAGACGACCAGUCUAGCUUGCUUCUUAUCAGCAGAUGCGCAACCUUAUUGAAACUUCGACACGAGUCGAACGGAUAUACCGGACCCCUGAGCAAAAACUUGCUAGCUUUCCGCUCCCUGGUGUCCGAGGUACGCUCUGCAGACCGCGAUCUUGUUGAAUCUGUUUUGGCCUCCAUGUUCCUGUACGCGCAAGCGAAACGGGACAGGUCAGAUGGAUGGGAGCUGAGCCACCAACUCCCGUUCCUUCACGAUCCGGAUGUGGCGCUUGGUAUUGCUGUCAAGACUUACUUUGACGACGUGGCGCUCGAAGACCCUGUGGAGAUCCGGGUGUCUAAGAAAAAAUGUUUUCCUACGUUGUAUGUGCCGUUUGCUUUGGCAUUUGACGAGGAUUUGGACAUUGCUUGCAACUUCUUCGAUGCUAUGUACGCCGGCGUCCAGGCUUUGGACAGCAACGAUGUCUCGUCUGUUGAUCGCGCGACUUGGGACAAGGCAGCCAAGUACCUUGAGCUGCGGAGAUAA